This is a messenger RNA of Neopsephotus bourkii (Bourke's parrot), 3922 nucleotides long. It is a transcript of the gene ERC1, whose product is annotated as ELKS/RAB6-interacting/CAST family member 1. NCBI's taxonomy places the organism in Eukaryota, Metazoa, Chordata, Aves, Psittaciformes, Psittacidae. The record is from RefSeq and is a predicted model, not a curated record. Gene Ontology annotation, cellular component: cytoskeleton of presynaptic active zone. Gene Ontology annotation, biological process: neuromuscular synaptic transmission; maintenance of presynaptic active zone structure; regulation of synaptic plasticity. Gene Ontology annotation, molecular function: structural constituent of presynaptic active zone. Bases 345 to 3746 code for a protein of 1133 amino acids. The transcript has 21 exons.
CGCGCUCCGGCGGCGGGGGCGGGGCCUGCGCGUGUCUCGCGCCGGGGGCGCGGGAGGGGAGCGGCGGAGCCGGAGCGCGCGCAACGAGAGGCGGAGAGGCACGCGCGUGGAGCCGACCUCACCUCCCCUCACCGCCGCCGCUGCCGCCGCCUCGCUCUGCCCCGCGGCCUGACAGGCAGAUAUGGUUCUGAACAUCGUGAGCACGUGACUUCAAAGAUGGACGACGGGAUCUUUUAUAAGUUGUGAUUGGCCUUAAGCUGACUUUUAACUGUUGAACAACUUAACAGGAUUUCUCUCAUUCCUGAUUUAUGCCUAUAUAGUUGCCUCACACCACCAGCUUAAUCAUGUAUGGAAGUGCUCGGUCAGUUGGUAAGGUUGAGCCAAGCAACCAGAGUCCAGGGCGUUCACCAAGGCUGCCACGGUCACCACGCUUGGGCCAUCGUCGAACCAACAGCACAGGAGGCAGUUCUGGGAGUAGUACUGGGGGUGGCAGUGGGAAAACCCUUUCAAUGGAAAAUAUUCAGUCCUUAAAUGCUGCCUAUGCUACAUCUGGCCCUAUGUAUCUAAGUGACCAUGAGAACGUGGGUGCAGACACCCCAAAAAGCACCAUGACUUUGGGCCGAUCUGGGGGGCGGCUGCCUUAUGGAGUUAGGAUGACUGCAAUGGGUAGCAGCCCUAACAUUGCUAGUAGCGGAGUUGCCAGUGAUACUAUUGCAUUUGGAGAGCACCAUCUCCCUCCAGUGAGUAUGGCAUCCACUGUGCCUCACUCACUGCGCCAGGCCAGGGAUAACACAAUAAUGGAUCUGCAGACGCAACUCAAAGAAGUACUAAGGGAAAAUGACCUGCUCCGCAAGGAUGUGGAGGUGAAAGAAAGCAAGCUGAGUUCUUCCAUGAACAGUAUCAAGACCUUCUGGAGUCCUGAGCUAAAAAAGGAGAGAGCUCUGAGGAAAGAUGAAGCUUCAAAAAUCACCAUUUGGAAGGAGCAAUAUAGAGUUUUGCAAGAAGAAAACCAGCAUAUGCAGAUGACUAUUCAGGCUCUCCAAGAUGAGCUGCGGAUCCAGAGGGACCUGAACCAGCUGUUCCAGCAGGACAGCAGCACUAGAACCAGUGAGCCCUUUGUGGCAGAGCUGACAGAGGAAAACUUCCAACGACUUCAUGCAGAGCACGAACGCCAGGCCAAGGAACUCUUCCUGCUACGUAAAACCUUAGAAGAGAUGGAACUGCGUAUUGAGACACAGAAACAGACCUUAAAUGCACGUGACGAGUCCAUCAAAAAGCUGCUGGAGAUGCUGCAGAGUAAAGGUCUGUCAGCAAAAGCCACUGAGGAAGAUCAUGAACGAACAAGACGGUUGGCUGAGGCAGAGAUGCAUGUGCACCACUUGGAGAGCCUUCUCGAGCAGAAGGAAAAAGAAAACAACAUGCUGAGAGAGGAGAUUCAUCGUCGAUUUGAAAAUGCUCCUGACACAGCCAAGACAAAAGCUCUGCAAACUGUCAUUGAGAUGAAGGAUUCAAAAAUUUCUUCCAUGGAGCGUGGCCUCCGGGAUUUGGAAGAGGAGAUUCAGAUGUUGAAGUCAAAUGGAGCUCUGAGCACAGAAGAACGUGAAGAGGAAAUGAAGCAAAUGGAGGUGUACCGUAGUCAUUCCAAAUUCAUGAAAAAUAAGGUAGAACAACUGAAGGAAGAGCUAAGUGCCAAAGAGGCUCAAGGGGAGGACCUGAAAAAAAGAGUGGCUGGUCUCCAGGCCGAGAUUGGUCAGGUGAAACAGGAGCUGUCACGCAAAGACACCGAGUUGCUGGCCUUGCAGACAAAGCUGGAGACCCUCACAAAUCAGUUUUCUGACAGCAAGCAGCAUAUUGAAGUUCUGAAAGAGUCCCUCACAGCUAAAGAGCAAAGAGCUGCCAUCCUGCAGACAGAGGUGGAUGCAUUGCGAUUACGACUGGAAGAGAAGGAGACUAUGCUCAACAAGAAGACAAAGCAGAUUCAGGAGAUGGCAGAGGAGAAGGGGACUCAAGCAGGAGAGAUCCAUGACCUCAAGGACAUGUUAGAGGUGAAGGAACGCAAAGUUAAUGUUCUUCAGAAGAAGAUUGAAAAUCUACAAGAACAGUUAAGAGACAAGGAGAAGCAAAUGAGCAGCUUAAAGGAUCGAGUUAAAUCCUUGCAGGCUGACACCACAAAUACUGACACUGCCUUGACUACGCUGGAAGAAGCACUUGCCGAAAAAGAAAGGACCAUUGAGCGCCUAAAGGAGCAGCGUGACAGAGAUGAACGAGAAAAACAGGAAGAGAUCGACAACUACAAAAAAGACAUUAAGGACCUGAAAGAGAGAGUCAGCAUUUUACAAGGAGAUCUCACAGAGAAAGAGUCAUCGUUACUGGACCUGAAGGAACAUGCUUCAUCCUUAGCUUCAUCAGGACUGAAGAAAGAUUCCAGACUCAAGACACUAGAAAUUGCAUUGGAACAGAAAAAGGAAGAAUGUUUGAAGAUGGAAACUCAAUUGAAGAAGCACCCUGAAGUUUUAUUGAGUCAUCCAUCCAAGCCAGCUCAUGAAGCAACACUGGAGGCUAGGGCCAGCCCAGAGCUGACUGAUCGUAUGCAGCAGCUGGAAAGGGAGGUAACACGGUAUCGGGAAGAAUCUAGCAAGGCUCAAGCUGAAGUGGAUCGUCUUCUGGAAAUCUUGAAAGAGAUGGAAAAUGAAAAGAAUGAUAAGGAUAAGAAGAUAGCAGAACUAGAGAGCCUCACCUCAAGGCAAGUUAAAGAUCAAAAUAAGAAAGUAGCAAAUCUGAAGCACAAAGAGCAAGUGGAGAAAAAGAAGAGUGCACAGAUGCUGGAGGAGGCCAGGAGACGAGAGGAUAAUCUUAAUGACAGCUCCCAACAGCUUCAGGACAAUCUACGUAAAAAGGAUGAUCGGAUUGAAGAAUUGGAAGAGGCACUCAGAGAAAGUGUUCAGAUAACUGCAGAGCGGGAAAUGGUGCUAGCACAAGAGGAGUCAGCCAGGAUGAAUGCUGAGAAACAGGUAGAAGAGCUGAUGAUGGCCAUGGAGAAGGUGAAGCAGGAGCUGGAGUCUAUGAAAGCAAAAUUAUCCUCUACGCAACAGUCUUUGGCUGAGAAGGAAACCCACUUGACCAACCUACGAGCUGAAAGAAGGAAACAUUUGGAAGAAGUUCUGGAAAUGAAACAAGAAGCCCUCCUUGCUGCCAUUAGUGAAAAAGAUGCCAAUAUUGCUCUACUAGAACUCUCGUCCUCUAAGAAGAAGACCCAAGAUGAAGUGGCUGCACUGAAACGAGAGAAGGACCGUCUUGUGCAACAGCUCAAGCAGCAGACUCAGAACCGUAUGAAGCUGAUGGCUGACAACUAUGAGGAUGACCACCUCAAAUCCUCAUCCCGUUCCAACCAAACCAACCACAAACCCUCCCCUGACCAGAUAAUUCAGCCCCUCUUAGAACUUGAUCAGAAUCGCAGCAAGUUGAAGUUGUACAUUGGACAUCUGACAGCCCUCUGCCAUGACCGUGACCCCCUGAUUCUACGUGGUCUCACCCCACCUGCUUCCUACCACCUGGAUGAUGACCGGGCAGCUUGGGAGAAAGAGCUGCAGAAGAUGACCCAGGAGCAGCUUCAUGAUGAAUUAGAAAAGGGCGAGAAGGAAAGCGCAGAGCUGCAGGAAUUUGCCAAUGCCAUCUUACAGCAGAUAGCGGAUCACUGCCCUGACAUCCUGGAGCAAGUUGUCAAUGCACUUGAGGAGUCAUCAUGACCUCGGCCACUAGCCCCACCAGAGCAGCACACCAGUGGCCAAGCCCAGUCAGUCCAAGGAGCCAUGAGAGUGGAGAGGAAUGGGAAAGACAGAAAAUGGAAUAGAAACUUCUGGUGCACCUUUUACAAAGAAAACAAAAGAAAGAAAAAAAACAACAACCAACUCUCUAAAAACUA